This is a messenger RNA of Asterias rubens (European starfish), 3002 nucleotides long. Its product is annotated as heterogeneous nuclear ribonucleoprotein Q-like. Gene Ontology annotation, cellular component: ribonucleoprotein complex; nucleus. The transcript is spliced from 10 exons. Gene Ontology annotation, molecular function: mRNA binding. The record is from RefSeq and is a predicted model, not a curated record. Bases 150 to 2105 code for a protein of 651 amino acids. Lineage: Eukaryota; Metazoa; Echinodermata; Asteroidea; Forcipulatida; Asteriidae.
GUUUUGACGCCAUCUAUUUGAUGCAUUAUGCAUUUUCAAUGAGCAAAGCAUGCGCGUCGGUCUUUUUCUAUCAAGGGGUUAAAAAUCCAUGUGACAAUCCCAACAAACCACAGUAUUUUAUCCAUUUUUACAGCUGCAUUUGAUUAACCAUGGCGGAAUCCAACGGAGACCAACUUCCUGAGGACCAGCAAAUGGAUGAGGAGGUGCAGGGAGAGACCCCUGCUGGGGACGAGCCCAUGGAGACAGAAACAUACAUAAGGACAGACAACUUCGACAAAUAUCUCGGCAUGGGCUUCACAGAAAAGGUUGCUGAGAAGCUUGACCAAAUCAUCACAGAGUUAUCAGGGCAGGGCUUACUGGAGGAUGAUAAGCUAGACGGCAGGGCGCUGGAAGCUCUGAAGGAGCUCGGGGAUGAUAGUUCUCUCGCUGUCCUCAAGAAGUUCAGCUCAAGCAACCUCACACAUGUCAACAACAAGAGUGCAUUCAUCUGUGGCGUCAUCAAAACAUUCAGACAGAAGGGCAGGCGGACUGGCGGUGCUGGCGGCGCUGCAGCAGCUGCUGAAAACUCGGGGCCAGAUGAGGCCAAAAUAAAGGAAAUGCUUGAGAAGACGGGCUACUCCCUUGAUGUCACAACAGGACAGAGGAAGUAUGGAGGACCACCCCCAGACUGGGAAGGAGAAACCCCAGGCACUGGAUGUGAGGUAUUCAUCGGCAAGAUCCCCAAAGACACAUUUGAGGAUGUCUUGGUCCCCCUCAUUGAGAAGUGCGGCAGGAUCUACGACUUGAGGCUCAUGAUGGACCCCAUGUCUGGUUUGAACAGAGGCUAUGCCUUCACUACGUUCUGUGACAAGGAAGGCGCAAAUGAAUGCGUAAAACAGCUGAAUGGUCACAAGAUCAAAGAAGGCUGGCAGAUCAACUGCAACAUCUCAAUCCCAAAGAGCCGCCUUUUUGUGGGAUCAGUACCGAAGAACAAGUCCAAGAAGGAGAUCCAAGAAGAGUUUGCCAAUGCAACGCCUGGUCUUACCGAUGUCAUCAUCUACCACGGAGAAGAUAAGUCUAAGAAUCGAGGCUUUGCUUUCCUGGAAUACGACAGCCAUCGAUCGGCCAAUGCUGCCCGUCGUUCUUUGAUGAGCGGCAAGGUUAGGGUUUGGAGCGCCAUGGUCACAGUAGACUGGGCUGAUCCCAUCUCAGAACCAGAUGAGGAGACUAUGGCAAAGGUGAAGGUUGUUUACAUCCGUAACCUUUCCCCAGAGGCCACUGAGGAGAACAUCAAGGAGCACUUUGAGGCGUACGGUGCAGUAGAGAAGGUGAAGAAGAUGAAAGACUACUGCUUCAUUCACUACACGGAGAGGGAAAGCGCUGUCAAGGCUAUCGAAGAAAUGAAUGGUAAAUCAUUCCAAGGAACGGACAUUGAGGCUUCACUUGCCAAACCACCUCAGGAAAACAAGAAGAAGAAGGAGAGACAGAUGAAGCAGAGCUACCAAGGAGGUGGAGGAGGAAGGUACUAUGAUGAUUACUAUGGCGGACAAAUGCGUGGAGGUCGUGGAGCAAGGGGACCUCGUGGUGGACGGGGAUUUGACCGUGGAGAUCGUGGCUACCGGGAUUUCGGUUAUGGUGGUGGUUAUGAUGAUGGUUACUAUGGCGGUUACCCUGGUGGCUAUGACGACCCCUACGACUACGGCUACUUUGAUCGUGGGUACGAGGGUGGCUUUGGGUAUGGUGGCCGUGGACAGGGUGUAGGACCCCGUGGACGUGGCGGGCAACGAGGUGGACGUGGCGGCAUGGGUAGUCCACGUGGUGGACCAGGAGGCCGAGGUGGACCCAGGGGGCGUGGUGGCAACCGUGGUGGUCAGCAGCAGCAACGUGGUGGACGUGGUGGUGGUCCCCGAGGGGGUCGUGGUGGAAACCGAGGCGGGAACGUCGGAGGCAAGAGGAAAUUCGAGGGGCAGCAGUCUGCUGAUACCAAGCGACGUAACACCCAGGGAGGCUGGGGUGUCCAACCCAUUGCCCAGCAGCCUCUGGGUGACUUCUCAUCAGGGUAUGACUACAACCAGAGUUAUGGAGAGCAAUCGUGGUCACAGGAUAACUACGGGUCAGGCUUCUAGACAUCCUUGACCUGACCCGACCCGACCCGACCUGACCAUCGAUCUGUCUGUGGAAGGCGUUGCCAUUCUAAUACCUUUUCAACCAAGCCUAUGCCAAGGUGAAUAAAACAAAAAUCACUUCAAAAACUGGCUUCCCCCCUGUACCAUAAAGUCCAACGGCUGUUUCCAACCAAAAUGAAUAUCAAAGAAAAAAACACUUGUAAAUAUCCGAACUGGUUUGACAUCCUAUCUGGCCGCCACCUGAGUCACCACUGUGAAAAAGAGAACUCAAACUAAUGAAUAAAAGUGAACUCAUAAACAUUUCUGUCGAAUUGACAUUAUUAUUAGCAGAAGAGAAACAAAAAAAUGGGUCAAACAAAUAUUUUUACAUGGUGAAAAUGUCAAGAAGAGAAAAAAAAGUGUAGUUAUCGUUUCUGUCAACAGUGAUGUUCAAUGUGAGUAUAUAUCCAAAUUAUUAAAACGCACUUGUACCUUUAAAAUCACAGUUAUGAGUUAUGGGGAAAAUGCGCAAAAAGGUUUACAGCCAAUGUAUUGGAACUUCAAAGUCUGGAGCACGAUUUAAAGAUAGUUUUCCUCGACUUUGAACAAUUUAAUUGUGAAAGGAUUUUAAUCAUAGUAAAAAAAAAAAUGUUUUUUAGCUUAGAUCUAAAUUUCUCGUGCUCUUUUUAUAUCUUAAAUUUUUGUCAUGUGGCUCAGCUCAAUUUUUUUCUAGAAAUGUUAAUGUGUUUUUCUUAGAUGUCGUACCGGAACCAUGUAUGUUUAUUUUUUAUUAUUAUGAACAUUAUUCUUUUUUCAUUUUUUGAAAAAGACUAAGCUUCAAGUGGAAAAACAAAAUAAAAGGACUUGGCUAAUUAGUUCAGAAUUUCUUGUGCAGAAAAUUAAAAAAUUUCGAAAUUG